Drosophila innubila is the source of this 1587-nucleotide messenger RNA. RefSeq names its product syntaxin-12 (gene Syx13). Lineage: Eukaryota; Metazoa; Arthropoda; Insecta; Diptera; Drosophilidae. Gene Ontology annotation, molecular function: SNARE binding; SNAP receptor activity. Bases 307 to 1143 code for a protein of 278 amino acids. The record is from RefSeq and is a predicted model, not a curated record. Gene Ontology annotation, cellular component: endomembrane system; SNARE complex; membrane. The transcript has 2 exons. Gene Ontology annotation, biological process: intracellular protein transport; vesicle fusion; vesicle-mediated transport.
UGUACAUAUGUAUGCAUGUGUAUUUGUCAUAUGUUAGCACGGCUGAUAAACUCGAGUUGAAGUGAAUCAUUUGUUUGGCUCCAGUUUGAGUUUGUUUGUUUGUGUAACACGAAGCGUAUUAGUUUGUAGAUAGUUGCGGUAUUUGUGCCGCACAAACCGACAUACAUACAUAACUGAAGUAAAGCUCUUUGCAUUAGCAGACACCCACAAAAACAAGAAUUGAUAAUUGAGGCAACCAGCAUAUAGAAGAGUGCCAGCCAGAGUGACCAGUUCCAAUUCGGUGCGACACCAGACAGAGUCAUCAUCAUGUCGCAGUCACUGAACAAUCCCACAGGCGGCACGCAUCGUGAUUAUGGAGCAACGUCCAGUGCCACGCCCGAUGUGAGCUUUGCGGCCACCUCCAGUGGCAACUCGGGAUUCAGUCCGACGGAGUUUGUGUCGCUGAGCGAGGAUAUUGGUCACAAUAUCACUUCCAUACUCAGUAGCACCAAGCAGCUGGAAAAGCAAUUGAAGCUGAUUGGCACUUCCAAGGAUUUAUCUGCGUUCCGUGAGAAGAUACACAGCACCAAUACAAAGACAAAUGCGCGUGUCCAGACCACCAGUCAGGACUUACAGCGUCUCCAAGCUGUCGUUCGCCAUGGCGAUCGCCAGCAGAAACUGCAGCUGGAGAAGCUCACCCACGAGUUUCACAACGUGGUCGAGAAGUACUCGACGCAGCAGAAGCGCAUUUCGCAGGCGACACGACAAAGCUAUCAAGUGGCCGCUGAUGCGGAACGUGAGGCUGAGAUGACCGCCAGAUCGGAGUUGCUGCAGCAGCAACGACAGGAUCAGGCUGGACUGGAGCGGCAGCAUGAUAUGCUUGUGGAACGUCAGCGACAGGUUGAACAAAUUGAGGCGGAUAUAAUCGAUGUGAAUGUCAUUAUGAAUAAACUGAGCACUAUGGUGGCUGAGCAGAGAACUGCGGUGGAUAAUAUUGAAAACACUAUCGAUCAGACGGCUGUUGUCUUGGAGGAGGGUCGGAGUCAACUUCAGAAGGCGGCUGCUAGUCGUAAUAGCCAUCGUCGUAAGAUACUGAUACUAUUAGUGAUUGCUGUGAUAAUAGGUUUAAUUGUAACUGGUAUCAUAGUCGGAAAAUUGAGUUAAUUGUUUUAAAUAUAUGUAUACCACAACUACACACACACACACCAACAUACACAUACACAUACACAAUUAAUAAUUAAUUAAAGUUUUGUAAAACUAUUUUUAUAAACAAUUAUAAUGCAUUAAUCACAAAGUGAGUUAAAGCGCGCGCCAAGCGAGCAAAGACAAAAAGCAAAAUUAAAUACAAAUACGAGUUUAAAUCCGAAGCGCGUUGUAGAUUUUAGUUAUGUGUAUUAACAAAAUAAUUGAUUAUUAUACUUAUAAAUAUACAUAUGUACAAGAAAGGAAAACCAUUUAAAACAACAUAACAACUACAAAUAUUCAUCGCUUUUAAAUGUUAAAUUAUUUCCUGUUAAAACAAAUAUCAAAAAACAAUCAUUUCGGUUUUGCAUUGAAUGUACAAUUUGUUUUUCUAGUUAAGCAGGCAAAUAAUAUACGUUAAACGAA